Messenger RNA from Vigna umbellata (rice bean), 1993 nucleotides. NCBI's taxonomy places the organism in Eukaryota, Viridiplantae, Streptophyta, Magnoliopsida, Fabales, Fabaceae. The record is from RefSeq and is a predicted model, not a curated record.
GGAGAUUACUCUUAAUUGCGAUGUCAAUAUAUCUUGAUCAUUAUGUAUAAGAUUUGGUAUUGGAGAGUUUGAUAUAUACGUCAUUCUCUACGAAUUAGAACAUAAUGGACGUAUGUUGAUAGUUUAAGGGGGUGAUUACUUGAGAAAAGUAAGAAACUUAAUUAAUAAGAGAUAAAAGCAAUAAAUUAAUAUCCAAUAUUUUCUCCCGAAUAAUAAAAUAGGAUUUAAACAUCUAGAUGCAGACACGUGUCAUCUAGAUGAAGACACGUGUCAUCUAGAUGAAGACACGUGUCAUUUUGAUCUCAGUAGUAUUAGUAAUAUUAUUACUAGUUUGAAAACUUCUCCAUAUUCAAACACCAAACCCAAUCAUUACAAUGCACUACUAACCUCAAGUAAUUGCCCUUCUUUCUGUCACUAAACACGAAAUGAUUACUACAUUGAAUUUUUAAAAAUAUAUAUAUAUAUAUAUAUAAGAAUUGAAAACGUCACCUUCUCUCUCUCUCUGUCCCUAACGCUUCAUCCGUACUCAUGGCCGUUUUUCGUUCGUCCAUUCCUCCCAAUCCCAAACCACCCUUCUAUUUGUCCAUCCUCUGAAUUUCCAUAUCCAUCUCCAUAUUCUCUUUCUAGAUAUUCUUCUCCAUUUUCUUGUUGUGCGAAUAUCUCAAUUUGUUCCUUUCGUUUUUCUUUUCGUUUUGUUUUCCCAUGGAGUCGGCGAACGGUGCUGGCUUCGCUCUAAAAACCCUAAUUGGGGUGUGAAAUUCUUGAGAGGCAAACUCAUCGGUGGAGAAUGACGAUUGUGACCGGAGAUCGGUACCUGGUGAAGUUGGUGGAGUUCGUGGAGGAGCAAGCCGGUCCUCUCAUCGAAGAAACCAAGGUCUUGAAGAUGAAUCCGGCGGGCCUCCACUACGUGCAAUCGAGGUUAGAGGCGCUGCACGAGGUCGAGAACCUCCUCGCUGGCGCUCCGGUGGACUACCUGAGAGCGUACGUGUCCGACCUCGGCGACCACCGCGCCCUGGAGCAGCUCCGGCGGAUCCUGCGCCUCCUCACCUCGCUCAAAAUAUUUUCUGUGCUGCCUCAUCCUAUUAGGGAUCCCACGCCCUUGUCCUUCUUGCCUUUUGGGCGCUUGAAGGCUCUGGAGCUCAGGGGUUGUGACUUGUCCACUUCCGCCGCCAAAGGCCUUCUUGAGCUCAGGCACACGCUUGAGAAGAUCAUUUGUCAUAACUCUACUAAUGCUCUGCGGCAUGUGUUUGCUAGCAGGAUAAAAGAGGUGAAGAAUUCUCCUCAGUGGAACCGCCUGUCGUUUGUGUCAUGUGCGUGUAAUGGCUUGGUUCUCAUGGACGAGUCUCUGCAGCUUCUUCCUGCGGUUGAAACACUAGACCUUAGCAGGAACAAGUUUGCAAAGGUGGAUAAUCUACAGAAGUGUACCAAAUUGAAGCAUUUGGAUCUUGGUUUCAAUCACUUGAGAACAUUUGCACCCUUCACCCGGGUUUCCCCUCAAAUUGUUAAACUAGUUUUGAGGAACAAUGCUCUAACUACUUUGCGUGGAAUUGAGAAUUUGAAGUCACUUGAAGGACUUGAUCUUUCCUACAAUAUUGUUUCCAAUUUUUCAGAGCUAGAGUUUGUUGCGGGCCUUCCAUAUCUUCAAAGCUUGUGGUUAGAAGGAAAUCCUUUGUGUUGUGCUCGAUGGUAUAGAGCACAUGUAUUCAGCUUUUUUGCCUUCCCAGAAAGGGUAAGUCAUAUUGUUCACUACUCAGCUGAUCUAGCUAUCUGUCUUCAUCUUUGUCUAUUUGUUUGUCCAUGUGUGCUUGUCGGUGUUGUGUGGCAUGGUUUUUAUUUAAUUGUACCUCAAUGUCACUUGCAGAGUUCAUUUAAUUUCUUUGUAAUAUCAUCUUCAUCUUUGUUAUUUUUAUCUGAAUCUUUUACUCUCUUAUUUCUAAACACACAUCUGGUCUUCUGUGNUAUUCAAAACGUUUCACGCAGUAUGAUAAAAUAA